Messenger RNA from Etheostoma spectabile (orangethroat darter), 2765 nucleotides. RefSeq names its product solute carrier family 25 member 14 (gene slc25a14). The record is from RefSeq and is a predicted model, not a curated record. The coding region runs from base 341 to 1201 and encodes 286 amino acids. Gene Ontology annotation, biological process: transmembrane transport. The transcript is spliced from 9 exons. Lineage: Eukaryota; Metazoa; Chordata; Actinopteri; Perciformes; Percidae.
GUGUGUUUUUUUUAUUAAUACAAGCCUAGACUCUAUGAAGUUCAUGGUAUUACACACUCCUGUACAGUUGGUGGCGGUAUACUAAAACAAUAGUAAUCUGCCAAGAAGAAGAAGAAGACGAAGAAGAAGCAGAAGAAGAAGAAGAAGAAGCAGCUCAUUUCUGCUGUAUUUGACAUUAGUUGAAAUGAGAAGCUAACCACAUUCAAGAAGUUUUCUGGUAGUGCUCUAUUGAAGUCAAGCCACGUAUUAAGUCAUGGAAAACUAAGUCAAAUAGCAGGUCGCUGAUUUUAUCGACACUACAGCGGGGCUGCAGCAGGUGGAAGCAGCCGCCUCCGCGGAGAUGGUCAACUUGAACUGGAAGCCGUUCAUCUACGGAGGGAUGGCCUCGAUUGUCGCAGAAUUCGGGACAUUUCCCAUUGACCUGACUAAGACGCGACUACAGGUCCAGGGUCAGUGCCAGUACACGGAGGUGCGCUACAGGGGCAUGUUCCACGCCCUCUUCAAGAUCGGCAAGGAGGAGGGCAUCCGAGCGCUCUAUUCUGGGAUUUCUCCUGCUCUGUUGAGACAAGCUUCUUAUGGGACAAUCAAGAUAGGAACCUACAACUCUCUGAAGAGGCUGUUUGUUACCCAUCCAGAAGACGAGACCAUGGUCAUCAACGUCUUCUGUGGUGUCGUCUCUGGAGUCCUGUCCUCUUCCCUAGCCAACCCCACUGAUGUCCUCAAGAUCAGAAUGCAGGCGCAAGGCAGUCUGCUCCAAGGCAGCAUGAUGUCCAACUUCAUCAACAUCUACCAGACAGAGGGCACCAGAGGGCUGUGGAGAGGUGUCAUCCCCACAGCGCAGCGAGCAGCCAUUGUCGUCGGAGUGGAACUUCCUGUCUAUGACAUAACGAAGAAGCAUCUCCUUCGCUCUGGCGUCAUGGGAGACACCAUUUUGACACAUUUUAUUUCAAGUUUCACGUGUGGCCUGGCGGGGGCGCUGGCCUCUAACCCUGUGGACGUUGUCCGGACCCGUAUGAUGAACCAGCGAGUUUUGUCAGGAGCCCCCAUGUAUAAAGGAACACUCGACGGACUGAUGCAGACGUGGAAGAAUGAGGGCUUCUUCGCUCUCUAUAAGGGAUUCUGGCCUAACUGGCUUCGGCUCGGGCCUUGGAACAUCAUUUUCUUCAUCACCUUCGAGCAGCUGAAGAAGCUCCCGUUUUAACAGGAGCAGGAAGUGGGACUUCACUGGUCUGUUAGUGUCAGGCAUAAGUGGGGUGUGAGCACGGCUGCACCUGGAGUUUUGGCAACAGUAUAUUUACACGAUACAAUACAUUAUUAGUCAUCUGCCCAUGCUUAUCCAAAUUCUUUUUUUCUUUUUUUUUUGUUGCAAUGUGUUUUAUUUAUUGUCACUGGUUCGGUUUUAGUAUUGUUUUAAGGACUGUUGCUUUGGUGAUUGCUCUCACCCUCAACCACCUGCGACACUCCCCAGGCAGCUUAAUGUUUGGUUGUAGAAGACUGCAAGUUUGGAAGACUGAAGUUUAUUUCCUUGAGCUGAUUGAAACGACCGUUUACAGAGUUUAUGGGUUGAGUGAGUUUCUCAAAAGACAAACAGAGAUGACACUUGUGAUUGUUUGCUCAGGAUUUCUAUACAGAUCUGGGAAAAACAUUGAAAAAUGUAUUUAUAAGCCUAUAAAAUUUAUUUAUAAGCCUAGGAAUUACAGAAUGUCAGUUCAGUCUUGCAUGGCUAUAUGCACAGUUUGUGGAGUUUAAUAAAAGGGGUAAAUAAUAAGAAGUUUUAAAUUGAGUGACGUUUAGGAGCCCUAUACUUUGAAUGCAUGGGCGCUGCAUGAAAUGUGCUCGGAAAAUAAGUCAAUUUAACUGCUAAUGUGAGAAAUUGCAUGGAUGAGUGGUACAAAUAGAUCAACUGUUACAGGUAGUUACUGUUGUGAGAAGGAAUUAAGACCUUGUCAGAAAUCCUACUCAGCAGCACUCUAGGCAUGGUGCAAAAUGGGUUUUUUUGUUUACCGGCCAAAUAGUUAGUAAAUGUUUAAAUUUGACCAGCCUCUUAAUAGAGUACCAUUGUUUAUUUGCCGGUGAGUAAAGUACAUCUACCAGCCACUUGCAUAUUUUACCAGCAUUUGGCCGGUGGAUGGUGCUAAUUUUGUACCCUGACACCAGGUGAUCAGUGGUUGAUCUCUGUAAAUGGAUGAUGAUACUCAGCAAUAUCAGGGGUGUAUUAAAAGGGAUAGUUUGGAUUUUUGGAAGGGGGGUUGUAUGAGUACACUGCUUUCUUCAAACUAAUAUUUUGUUGUUAAGAAUUAUUUUUUUCCAUUCAAUGGGUCAGUUGCCAGAAAAUAACUCAACAUGUUUGUUUUUCUUUUAUUUUUUAUUUCAUAGGUAAAGCAAUUUCCUGUGAGAGCCACUGCAGUUUUACUUGAAACCAUCAGAAACCUGAACCAAAGCCUCUGACAAAAGGGAGACACGUUAGCUCUUAUUCAUUCACAGCCAAAAGAAGUUUGUUUGUUUUCUCGUCCUCGUUUUUAAAGAAAUAAUCAAUCCGGAUGGGUUACUGCUAUGAAUGUGUUUUUUGUCUUGUUUUUGCUGUAAAGACCCGUUUUUCACAUCGUUUUCUUGAUGUUUAUCUACAGUCUGCUGCAGUAUUGGGAGCUAAUUUUGUUAUUAACCCACAAGAAAACGAUCCCGUACAAUGUAACUUGCUGAAAAGACUCAUUCACACAUAACACAUUAUCUUUUUAUGUCUAGGUGUUUAUAAAAUGCUUUGUUGC